CUGCCGCACGGCAGUGGCGAACUCCGCGUACGAGCAGACGCGUCUCGGCUUUCUCUCUCUGGGAGGGAGACUAGUCGCAUUUGCGGGAGAAUCUAUACCGCAGAAGGAAGACCAAGAGAGAAAGAAAUCGAAUGAAAAAAGUCCCUCAUUGCCAGUCGAAAGAAAUAAUUGUCGUUAAACCGUACGUCGAAUGGUAACUGACGGAAUAAUAAACCUACUCUUGCCGAGCGCCGCGCCGGGAUGCUGGAGCGAAUCCAUUGAGACACCCCAUCGUGAAUGACGUAGCAGCCCGGAGAAAACUCUCCCUGGCCUCGAAUUCACCGCAGGAUCCAAGGGUCAGGGUCAGCAGCCCGGCUCCUCCGAGGGAAAAUAGGUCACCCGGGCAAACCCCACCUACUUUUGGGGUCGGCACAGUUUCACCACUAACAACAACACACAUCGACACGUCGUGAUAGACGAUGUGCGAAUUAGCGAGAUCAUCUACCUGCAGAUUUGGCCGAUGCUUCCUGGCUGCGACAAUAAGCUAGACUUUGCCAAGCCACGGAGUCCUUACGUUCAGAACGACCUCGUCCAGGGGACGCUUUUUUGAGACUUUAAACCCUCACCGAAAAACUUGAUCGAAGAUGGUUGAUCUCGGGGAUACUGGAACCAGGGGUGGCAGAUGGGUUUGUCCAAACGACAGGCAUCUCGCCCUAAGAGCAAAGUUGCGUACCGGAUGGUCCGUGAAGACAGGGUCACUGGAUUACAGAAGCGACUAUCCUUCCGGGUCACAAGUUGCACUUACGGAGGAGGAACGCUGUACCAUUAUAGAGGUUAUUCGUAGAGCGGAAGCGCUGGAUUUAUCGGAACAGGAGCGAGUGGGAAGAUUGGUCGACAGGCUGGAGAACAUGAAACGUAAUUGCGUGAGUGCCGGAAACUUGUCUGGAAGUGCAGACACGUCGCACAGUCGAUAUUCUUGCGCAUUAUGCGGUGAGAAAUUUACUGUUCUUGGAGCUGGUCCGGCGAUCUGCAAGGACUGCCGUAAGCACAUUUGCCAGAAAUGUGGUAUCGAAGCAACGAUGGUGUCGUGCGGGGCACAGAUUGGUUUUUCUCAAAAUUCCCAACGACCCAGGCUAUUCCUCUGCCGAAUCUGCUCGGAAACCAGAGAAAUGUGGAAAAAAAGUGGCGCCUGGUUUUUCAAAGGACUUCCAAAAUACGUUCUACCCGAUAAAAAACUCGAACGCGGCAGGCCAAGGCGCACUUCGAGAGCAUCCUCGUGGGCUGUUGUCAACAACUUGAGGUCUCUGGAGUCUCUGGAGCCAGAUUCAUCCUCUGACGAAGACGCGGGUCGUCGCUUGGCGAUGAGCCGUUCGCUUGGAACCCACGAGGCUUCAUCGCCAACGCCGACUUUGGCUGAGGAGAAGAACAAUCGAUCCUCAACGCCGGUUUUCGCGCCAAGAAGCGACGCCUAUAGCCGCCAGAAUUCCGGAAACGCUGGGGAUUACAGUAACGGCCUUAGAUCGGCUUCUGCUACUGAUGUCGGUCAGAGUCAAUUUUCCUUCACUGCAUCUGUGCAACCGCUUCCCUCACCACGAGCUUCAGGUCAUGGAAUACAGGGUCGGAACUCUGGACAAGGAUUUCAGUCUCAGUUUAUGAACGAGCAUCGUCAGGCGUCCUCGGACCAACUUAACAGCAAUCAGGUACACAGCUUCAGGAAAGACUCCAUAGAGUCGAGCAGCAGCCAGGGACUUAUGAUGUUGGAUCAAAAUCAGAGUCACAGUCUACUCCAUUAUCACGAAAUGGAUCCGGAGAUCCUGGUCGUGAACAACGAGGGUCCGAUCAACAAUCAGAACCAUUACGAGGCGCUGCAACAAAUAGUUCGGGGACUAGCUGCGUCAGCGGGGGACGGAUAUGGGACACUGGAAGUCUCACUGCUAUACGACCCCGUGGCACAGUACCUCCAGUGCAGAGUGCAGCGUGCUCGAGGCCUCCGUCCCAUGGACAUCCACGGCCUGACAGAUUCGUUUUGCAAGCUCAAUAUCCUCCCAAUUGCGAUCGGGAGCCCGUCCCAGCGACUCAGGACAAAAACUGUUCACAAGACCCGGGACCCGGAGUACAACGAGACAGUAACCUUCUACGGUAUCACGGAGACAGACAUGAAAAAUGGCAGAGCACUUCACAUAUUAGUACUUCAAGACGAUCGAGCGGGCAAGGAUUUCCUAGGAGAAGCCAAGCUGCCGCUCUGUCAGCUUCAACCGUAUCGAACGAUCCACUACAAUGUUUAUCUGGAGAAUCAUUGCCAGGUGGAUCACGAAGAGGAAGUUUGGGGCGAGGAUCUGAGUCCAAGGGGUCAAAUUCUGGUAACUCUGAGCUACAACACUCGCCGACGCGCUCUUUUGGUCAGCAUUUUGCGCGCUGCCAAUCUGCCGGCAAUGGACAGCAACGGGUUCUCUGACCCCUUCGUGAAGCUGUACCUGAUAAAGCGGCCGGAAGACAACUCGCAGCAAACGAGCGGGUCCUUCUCCAACGUCCACGAGAACAAAAAGAAGGAAUCUCGGAAACCAACUUCUGCAAUUUACACCACAGGAAUCAAAUGGAAGACCCUAAACCCAGAGUGGAACGAAGAGUUCGUUUUCGAGACACGGCUCACGGACCUCACCAGUCAGAUGUUGUGUCUCUCCGUUUGGGACAAGGACCUCGGAAAGAGCAACGAUUACCUGGGAGGUCUCAUGCUGAGCUGCAGCAGCAAAGGAGAACGUCUGAGACAUUGGAUAGACGCAAUCAAAUUCCCGGACCAUCGUCAUCAAGCGUGGCACAGUCUGCAAGAGGAUCCCAUCCCAACAGAAUGAGUAGUCAUUAUAAAACGUGAGCUAGUGAAUUGUUACGACAUGCACUAUAACACCACAAGCGUCAGGUUGUCGCGACAACAUGUCACAAUAUAAUAUUGUAAGACUCGUGAGUAUGAAUAUUCCGUGCCAAAGUGGUCUGUUUACCCUGCAAGCGACGUAAAGCAAAGUUUCUCCAAUGCAAAAUGAGGAUUUAAUUAAAAUCAUUUAAAAUCUCUGUUGGUAAGUAAAUAAACUGGCGAUGGGCAUUUUGUAUAAAAAAAUAAAGUAUAAUUAAUAAAUAGGUAUAAAUGUUUGCCGAAAACGUAUAAACCGUGAUGCGCGUGUAAUAAGUGAUAGAAGUCAAAAUAUAAUUGAAUUUUUUUUUUCAAUUUUUUGUGUCACGUCAAUGUAGCUAGGGAUUGCCAAUUUCUGAUUUAUAAAAAGUUGAAUGAUGAUGAAGUUUAGUGCAAUAUUAAUCUUUACUAUGAGAUAUUCUAAUCGAAUAAAAAGUCAUUAAAUAGUUCGCUAGAUUGUAGUGUGAAUUUUUUGAAUCAUAAAAGAUGAAUUUGAAGGCAA
Messenger RNA from Diprion similis, 3383 nucleotides. Its product is annotated as rabphilin-3A. NCBI's taxonomy places the organism in Eukaryota, Metazoa, Arthropoda, Insecta, Hymenoptera, Diprionidae. Bases 624 to 2828 code for a protein of 734 amino acids. Gene Ontology annotation, biological process: intracellular protein transport. Gene Ontology annotation, molecular function: small GTPase binding. The record is from RefSeq and is a predicted model, not a curated record. The transcript is spliced from 10 exons.